AAGUUAAAACCCCUUCUCUCACUCUCUUUCUCUCUCUGGUUUUGGUGAGUUCGAUCGACCGCUAGGCGAUCGAGCUGCAUUGCGAUCCGAAGGAGUCUCUUUAGUUGCACGUUCCUAUAAGUAUCGUUGCCCCAUCACGCCUUGGAGCCUCGUCAGCGGCAGUCUCCUCCGCCCUCGCUUGCUCGCCAAGCGCGAUCCGGAGUUUGGUGAAGGCGUCGGUUGAGCUGCAUGCUCUUUUUGUCUGCCCCUACGCACGCGCACUCUCUUCUUCUUCCUUGCUUUGUUUAUACCAGUGUAUUCUCGGAGCUUAGGUUGAUGGUUGGAACAAAUCUCAAGCGGCUGGGACUUUUCCCGAAAAGGAUCGAGUUUUGGCUAGUUGACUGAUUUCUUUGACUUUUCAAGGCGAGUUAAUUGGCCGGUCUACUGAUCUCCUUUCUUAAUUAGUGAAUUAUUCGGCGUACUUGCGUCUCAAAGGUUCGCAUUUUGUACUUUGCUGGUGAAAUGUAUUGAUCUUUAAUGCAAAUCUUGGUCCGCAGUUAGAAGUCUUGAGCGAUUGCGUUGGAGUUCCUUUAUGGGUUUUAUUUCAAUUUGAUUUGGAAUAGCUUGAUAUUUAGUGGAUCGCACCGAGAUUGGAGCCGUUGGAUAUGAAAAUGUGUCAUUUGUAGAAAAUCUAUUGUUGUUCUCCGGAUUUUGAUCUGAGUUUCUUUGUCUUGUUUCUGAUUCGUGGUUACUGUUUGGUUUUGUUUUUAUAUAGAUAUCUCUUUUGUGAAGAGUUGCAUUCAGUUGGAUCCGUGCAUACUGGUAUGUUUUUAUAUACAUCUCUUUUGGAAGACUUGCAUUUAGGUUAUUCAGUUGGAUCUGUGCUUGCUGUUAUGUUUUUAUACACAUCACUUUUGGAAGAGUUGAAUUUAGGUUAUCCACAUGGUAAUUUAAUUCAUUUUCAAAUUAUAUUGGUGAAAUAAAAAAGAGCAUUAGAUUUUUCUUGAUGCAUUAAUGUUUUGCUUAAAGGGACGCAGUUCAUGGUCUUAUACAAAUUGAUUCAAGGGAGCAAUUAGGAAGAAGAAAGGUGUUUUUUUAUUCGCCUGAUAUUUAGUGAUUCAGGAAAAAUGUUGAGGAUUCCUAAAUGGAAGAUUGAAAAGACAAAAGUGAAAGUCGUCUUCUGCCUACAGUUUCAUGCAACACAUAACAACUGCGAAAACAAAUAAAGUUAAUGUCAGAAAUGGGAGCUGCAAGUGGCCAGAUCCGAUCUAUGAAACUACAAGACUGCUCCAGGAUGCAAAGACUAAAACAUAUGAUGAGAAGCUGUACAAGCUUCUGGUGGCUACGGGGUCUUCCAGGUCACAGUACAACUUCUUACUUCCAAAACUGGUUUCAGAGAAUUUGAGCAGCAAAGGGAACUGAGUGUAAGGGGGAUUCAGAUGAUAUCUAGCAAUAAAAAUUAUCCGGUUGAUACUGAAGCUACAUCACCAGAGAUAGUUAAUGAAGUAGCAGACAAGGUUGUACAUAAAUCCCUUUUCAACCAGGAGACCUACCGUCUGAACUUGCUUCCAAAUUCUUGAAAUCAAGUUAGUUCCACCAACACAUUAUAAAAUGCAAGUGUGGAAAUUGUUGUAGCAUCAUAACUUCUCAAUUGAAAAGCUUGGGUACCUUGGCAGCACAACCCCAAUUUUGGUACAGACGAGUGUGAUAGAGUGAUCCAUUGAAAGACUGCUGUGCUAGCUAGUUCUAUGAUCCAGUCUUGAAACAUCUAAAUGAUCAUGCCAACUUGAUUUUUCUGGCCCUAAAGAUUUUCAAAACAAUUGCAUGCCUCAUUUUGGCAACUGCUCAUGGAACGCCUUGUUAUAUCUUUAAACUCAUUUAUACAACUAACAACCAAGCCUUUUCUCACUAGGUGGGGUCGGCUUUUAAACUCAUUUAUCUUCUUUGAUAAUUUCUAGCAAUGAGCAAAUAAAUUGUUUUGCUCUUGAUGACAUCUCUGUAUCACAUCAAUUGGAAGCCAGAAACUAUAUGCAAGUUAUUGCAAGUCUGGAACAGUUCAAGCAAGAAGCGACAGAGAACAUACUUCAGUUGCUUAAAGAGAAUAUGAAUAAUAUAAAGGAAGAGAGAGAUAUUUCUCAGAGAUCUCAAAACAACACAGAACUAAAUUAUCUGAAUAUGAAGCAGAAGUUUGAAUCUGAUAUAAAUGCAGUAACUGAAAAGCUAGUAAUGUCCAAUGCUUUGGUUGAAAAGCUUCAAAAAGAACUACAAAAUGCUUCCGAGAAGCUUAAGAUCAGUUCAGAUACUGAAGAGAAAACCGAAUCUAUCAAUAGAGAACUGUCAUCAAAAUUGGCAACCUUAGAAAUGGAAUUGCAGCAGACUGUUGAAGAGAACAAGGAUCUAGUUAACCAGCUAAUUCUACUAGCAACUGUUAAGGAGGAUCUUGCAAAAACUCAGAUCAGUCUUACGUAUUGUAUGGAAGAGAAGAGGAGUUUGUUGUUGUCUAUACAGUCAAAGAAUGAGGCUUCCAUCCAAAUGGAAAAUGAGAUUUACAGUUUGAAACAAAGUCUGCAACUCAUCCAGAGCGACAUGCAGACAGAGAAAAGAAUGAGAAAGGGACUUGAUGAUGCAGUUGCAAGCCUUUCAGCACAGUUUGAGGAAAAAGAAUGUCAGCUGUUAUCUUUAUAUGAAGGAAAAAUGGAAGUGGCACAGCUGCAGGAUAUGAUUUUGGAGUUAGAAAGAACAAACAUUGGGUAUAAGGAUCAACUUAUGAAGAGUGAAGAAAGCCGAAGUAGUUUAGAGAGUGAGAACUCAUCCUUGAAAGUUGAAGUUGUGGAUGUGAGAAAUCAAUUGGCAGAACUUCUCGAGACUUCACUGGCCUCUGAAAUUGAAGUUACAGUUAUGCAAAGUCAUUUCUGUGACAGGAUGCAGGAUUCCUUUGCACAACUUAAGACAGUAGAAAGAAAGCUCGAGGAGAUGACCUUAAAAAAUGCAGAUCUUAUUGCUUCACUUGACACACUUGCUGAGAAAGAAUCACUGUUAAUAGACAAAAAAGGAAAGUUAUCUAUAGUUCUUCAGUCAUUACAAUCUGAUUUUGAUAUUAUUUUUCGGGAGAAAGAGAGCCUUAUUGAUUACGUAAACAAAAAAAAUGCAGAACUUGAAGAGGUGCAGCUUAGAGCUGCAACAGUGGAAGCUGACAGUAAUUGUCACAUGAAGAAAUAUGAAGGUGAGAUUUGUCAACUGAAAAACAUUAUGAUCUUUUGUGAAGAAGAAGUGUGCAACUUAAGGUCAUCUAGGGAUGCAUUAGAAAUUACAAAUGUGGUACUGAAAUCUAAACUAGAGGAACAACAUAUAAAAAUAUCAUUGCUUGAGGAAUGUGAGUCUCAGUUGAGAGCCUUGCAAGAGCACAACGAGGAGUUUAGUUGUAGACUCUCAGAACAGGUAUUGAAGACAGAAGAAUAUAAGAGAACCUGUCCAACCUUCUAAGGGAACAAAGAGAUAAAGCAGAGGCAGUGUGUCUUCAGGCUCGAGAAAAGGAGAAUGAGAGAUCAUCAUAGGAGUCACUGAGAAUUGCUUUUAUUAAAGAACAGUAUGAGUCCAAGAUCCAGGAGCUGAAAAAUCAGUCGUUUGUCUCCAAGAAGUAUGCAGAAGAAAUGCUAUUGAAAUUGCAAAAUGCUCUUGAUGAAGUUGAGAGCAGAAAGAAAACUGAGGUUUCUCUAGUGAAAAAGUUUGAAGAGUUGUCAGAGAAAAUAUCUAAUUUGGAGUGUGAGCUAGUUACAGUUCUGACUGAGAGAAAAGAAUUAGCCAAUGCUGAUGAUAGGAUAACCAAUGAACUGGAGUGCACUGUCCUGAACCUCGAGUGUUGCAGGGAAAAAAACGUGAAGCUUGAAAACUCCCUGAAGAAAUGCAAUGCUGAGAAGCUAAAGCUCGAAGAUUCCUUAAAGGAGUGUAAUGAAGAAAAAAAUAAUGUGAGAGUUGAGCUUGACCUGGUUAAGAGGUUGUUUGAAAAUUUGGCCUUAGAUGUAUCUGUUAACCAUGAAGGCAAUAGUGACUCUGAUUUCCCUUCCAUAACGUCAAUUGAGCAAAUUUUGCAAGAUGACAGCUUUGAAUUGUCAGCAGUCUUCCAAGAAUUGCCAAAUUACAAAGAUACUAAUUUGGGAAUAGAUGCUUCAACUGUGGAUUUCACAAAUUCUCCAAAGGAUACAGAUGUUGGAGAUCUGCUGCCAACUAUUGCUGAUGAGAAAUCAUGCUCUUAUUCCCCUCCAAAUUCAACAGCUUUUAAGGAUACUGAAAGUGCACUUGGACAACAAACCAAAUUCACAGACAAUAUAACAGAUAUAACUGACAUUGAGGAGCACUUCAAAGAGCAGCAGAAGUUGAUGUCUGGCAUAAGCAUGCUAUAGAAGGAGUUGGAGAAGCUAAGAAAUGAGAAUAUAUCAUCACUAAUUCCUUUAGAAGGCCAAUUUCUUUCAUCCCAUCAGAUUUUAGAGAGAUUUAUCACAACUUGACCUGGCAAAUGAGCAACUGGGAAGCAUUUUUCCUUUAUUCAAGGAACUUCCUGAAAGUGGCAACGCAUACUUGCUUUGGAACUUGAGCCUGCAGAAGCAUUGCAGUCAAAAAAAUAUCAGAUUUUCACGUACAAAGCUCAUUCCUGAAACAACAUGACAACGAGGCAUUAGUGUUCCAGAGCUUCAGGCACAUCAAUGAACUGAUAAAAGAGAUGCUGGAGUUGAAGACUCGAUAUACUGCCGUUGAAACUCUUGAAUUUGUAUUUUUCCUUAUGCGUAUUAGUUCUGUCCUGAUAUUUGUAUUUUAGUUCUUCGAUGAUCCAAUCUCUCUUGCAAUAGAUGCUGCUGUUCGCUUGCAGCCGCUUUGUAGUGAAAAAAGUGAAAAAGAAUCAGGUGAACUUUCAUAUACCACCCGUCUUCUGGUAUCCACUUUGCAGAUUGGUUGCCUGAUUGGCAAAGCUGGAUCAAUCAUCUCUGAGAUGAGGGGGACUACACGAGCCAACAUAUGUGCGCUUUCAAAAGAUAAUGUUCCGAAUGUUUCUUCUGAAGAUGAUGAGAUGGUUCAGUGGAGAGAUUGGCGUUGCAAGAGAUGCACUUGUCCAUGUGACAACUCAUCUAAAAGCCAAUUUAUUUGAAAGGGAUAGUACAUCAGCUGCACAUGGUUCUUCUGCUCCUCACCAUCGUUUUCCAGUUGAUGCUUCUGAU
This is a messenger RNA of Zingiber officinale, 5189 nucleotides long. RefSeq names its product sporulation-specific protein 15-like. The coding region runs from base 2008 to 3462 and encodes 484 amino acids. The record is from RefSeq and is a predicted model, not a curated record. NCBI's taxonomy places the organism in Eukaryota, Viridiplantae, Streptophyta, Magnoliopsida, Zingiberales, Zingiberaceae. The transcript is spliced from 11 exons.